CUCCGUGCCAGGACUGGAAGGGCUAUUUAAAAACAAUUAAUCGAAACAGAACCGAGCAAUUGAGUCCAGGCCUAAAUUUCCAUCGAAAGAAGAUCCCUCGAGCGCUCUCCACCGCCCUUCCCCGGCAUCUUCCGACUGCCAACCUGAUGGGAAAGGACAAGGAGGGCAUGGUUCGCUUUCGAGUCUUUUUCGAUAAUCAUCGUCUUCUGAACAACUCCCAGCUUUCCGAUGGACUCGGCCGCUGCUGGCUUCUCCUCAAACCCAGCAUCGUUACCUUUGCCGACCUCGUUUCCCACCUACGUGAGAAGUUUGCCCUACGGAAUCGCCAAAUUCGCCUCGUUCUCUUGAUUGAUGAUUUUGUCUUACCACCAUUUGAAUCAACAGGCAUCCUCAAGGAUAAGGAUUUAAUCAGGGUUAAACUGAAGAAUGUUAAACUGAAGGAUGCUUUGCUGCCUUGCCAUAGUCAAAAUAUUGUACAGGAUCCACAAAUUGCAAGGUCACAUGGGUUUUCCUCCGACAAUAAUACUAUGGAAGAUGAGAAAUCUCAAGCAAAUUCGCAGGGAAAUGUGAACAAUGAGAAUGCUGUUCAUGACGGCAAUUUGUCUCUUGGCAUUGGCGUGCUGAAGCAGAAGAGAAGGCAUUCACUUGAAUUUCAUAAUUCAAUGAGAAAGAGACAGAAACCAAACUGUGCUGAAAAGCAAUUUACUAAGGCAGGUGUUCAAGAUGUACAUUCCAGGCAAAAUACAACAUUGUGUCAUGUAAGUAGCGACUCCAAAAUGAAAUUGCCUGCCCAAGAUUAUACACAUGAUGAUGGAUUGGUGGUUUCUCUACCUGUCUCUGAAAUAACCCUUGGUGAACCAUCUAGCUCUAUGUCUUCUAAAGAGAGGCAACAAUCUGAGGGAAUCAACAAUGUUCUUGAAUCUGAGCCUCAUAUUACUUGUGAUGCGACUAAGAAAUUUGCGCAAUCAAGUUCUGCAACCAGUAAUAAUGACCAAAAUCAAGGAAGAAAUUCUUGUAGAUCAGUUCAUGAAAAGAAGUCGGAAAAUCAUGCAUGGAUAGACAGAAAGCCUGGAGGAGAUUCUCCUGACCUUAAAGCUAAGACGACCGUUGAACACAAAAUAGAUUUUGCUACACUCUUCCCACUGACACGAUCUCCUCUGAAAGGGGAUAUACUGGCAUACCGAUAUGUCGAACCAUCAUCAACGGUCUACCCUGUGCUUUCAUCACCCCAAGUUGGUAAAGUUUCAGCAUUUGAUUAUAAAUCUUCAGAAAUUGUAUUGAUCCCGGCUCCUGAAUUUGAGAUCUUCUCAGAAGAGAAUCCAAUGUCACCCACUUCACUGCGGGCGGCGUCCCCUUACAAAGAAGAUGGCUCGUUACAGAUCAAGCUCUCAGCACUUAUUGAUGUUCGUUUGCUGAAAGCCCAUAACUCAAAAGAGUUGGCAUGUUUGCCGGAAGGAACAUUCAAUCGAACUAAGAAAGACAAAUCGGACGUGGCUGUAGCAAAAAGCACUUGGAAUCAUUCUUCUGUUCACCGCACAGGAAGCUCAAAUGGCACUAAACCUACUUCAAAUGACAGAAGGGCUUCCGCGUCAUGGCUUUACGGCGCAUCGCCUGCAGCAGCUCUUUUUUGGGAGACCGUUGGAUCAAAAGGUAGUUUUGGUAAGGGUGGUAAAUGUUCCAGUUCAGGAAAAUACUAAGUAGCAGGUGUUGUGGCAUGGCUAUGAAGGUUACCCUGAUUUAGUUCAUUUUGCUUAUAUUCAUUCUGAUAGCUAGCGUCCUGGUUAAUUGUAUGGUGUUUUUUCUUUUGUACUAAUGGUCCUCAACUCUGAUAGAAUGCUCAUGUUUAUGUAAUGGUAUAAGUUAAACUAUUUUGGUAAUCCCUCUACUUUUAUAUGGA
Molecule: messenger RNA, 1897 nt
Organism: Dendrobium catenatum
Lineage: Eukaryota; Viridiplantae; Streptophyta; Magnoliopsida; Asparagales; Orchidaceae
Product: coilin
Exons: 10
Coding region: 147-1697 (516 amino acids)
Biological process (GO): spliceosomal snRNP assembly
Cellular component (GO): Cajal body
Molecular function (GO): U1 snRNA binding; U2 snRNA binding
Source: RefSeq, a predicted model, not a curated record